AUGCCGUCUGAACGUGAAGGAGGAGGGUCUACUCCGAAACGAUUAUCGCUUGUCGGGGAUGGUGAGCAUACACCGAGUCCGGGGCCGAGGCCAGUUACGAGUCAUCGGCAUCCAUUGUCACACAGGGACUUGGAUGCCCCACCAAUGUCAAUCCGCUGGCACUACGCCGUCGACCAACCCAAACGAAAACUCUACAACACCCCCACCGCCCCACCCAAACCCGCGACAAAAUACGUCCCAUUCUCACCCUCCGACUCCCGCGCCCUCGAAGCCGCGUUUCAGCGUUGCUGCGAAGUCGAGAACGAUACCGAGGAGCCCCCAGCCGAUGCGCGAAUGGUCAUGGUCAACGAGGAUCAACUAUUCGAAGUCGACGUCGUCGAGCGAGAGCUGAAACCGGUGUAUUGGAAUGGACCGAUUUAUGAAGUUCGACGUGGGACGUGGUUUGUCCAGGAGGGGAGUUCGCUCAAGCCUUGUGAUGAGAAUUUGGCCGUACAGGUUGAAGAGGGGUAUAUGAAAAUCAAACCCUUCAAUUUCAAGAAAGACAAGGAUAAGGCUAAGGAUAAGGAUAAGGAGGAUGAGUUGUUGGGGUUGGAUAAGGAGAUGUUGGCGGAGAAGUUGAAGGAGGCUGUGGAGGGGGUUGCGAGGCUUCCGGGGGAGUUGUUGAGGCCGGAAGAUGCGGGGGAGGGUGGUUCGAGGAGUCGGAGUGGGAGUGUAACUAUAUCACCUGGGCAGAAGGGUGGGACGCCGACGAAGGCGAAAGAUGGGAAGGAGAAGCCGAAGGAGACGAAGGAGCAGGUGUGGCCGCUUCUUGGAACACAUAUGGGGAAGUUCGUGGUCUACACGAACGAAAACACCGCAUGGAUCUUCACCAAAGACAUCUACUCCAUGAUCUCCUCCACCCUCUUCAGCGCCCUAACCGCCGGCGUCCACAAAGGCGGCACAAAACUCGUCCGAGGCUUCACCGACGCCGCGAAAUCCCGUCCUCCAAUCUCCAAAGAAAUCGAAGAAGUCAAAUCGAAAGCGACCCAAGAAACCGCCGAAGCACUCCGUUUCGAGGGUGGCCAACAGACUGAGGAAGCGAGAGCACAAGUGUUGGAGGCGGAGAUGGAGGAGGAUUAUGAGGUUGUUGGGAAUGAGGAUCCGACGAGGGAGAUUGAGCAUUUGGUGCUUUGUGUUCAUGGGAUUGGGCAGAAGUUGGGGGAGAGGAUCGAGAGUGUGAAUUUUGUGCAUGAUGUUAAUGUCAUGAGGAGGACGAUGAAGACGGCGUACAAGGAAUCUGACUUGUUGCAGACGCUGAAUGGGGAGGCGCCUGAGAAGAAGGAGGAGACGGGGAAGGAUGAGAAAGACAAAGAGAAGGACAAGGAGAAGGAGAAGGAGGAUCGUGUUGUUAACUCAAAGGUGCAGGUAUUGCCUGUUCAGUGGCGUCAACGGAUUCAGUUUGGUUUGAUGCCUGAUGAGGGCGAAGGCAAGGAGGGCAAAGAAAGCGAUCUUGGCAUGGGUGAGGAAGGCGAGGAGGAGGAGGUUGCGACGUUGCAGGAUAUCACUGUUGAAGGUGUUCCUUCUGUACGGAACUUGGUGUCGGAUGUAUUGUUGGAUAUCCUGCUUUACUACCAGCCGAUAUACAGGGAGCGGAUUUUGAGGGCCGUGCACGCGGAGCUGAACAGGGUCUACGCUCUAUUCAAAGAGCGAAAUCCGGAGUUCAAGGGGAAGGUGUCGUUGGUCGGCCACUCCCUUGGUUCCGCGAUUCUGUUUGAUAUCCUCGCACGACAGCCGGGACCGAAUGUCAACCUCAAGCAUACCCAGAAACUGGAGUUGGCGUUCGAUGUCGAGCAUUUCUUUGCCAUUGGGAGUCCGAUUGGGUUGUUCCAAAUGUUGAGGGGGAAGCAUAUCGCGGCACGUUCGAAGAUCGAUGAGUCGUCGCCGCCUAUGCCUAGUCCGAUUGGUGUGGAGGUCGAGGAUCCGUUCGCUGCGACCGAGGCUGCACCUAUGACUAUUUCCUCGCCCAAGUGCAGGAACUUCUACAAUAUCUUCCAUCCAUCCGACCCGGUUGCGUAUCGAAUCGAACCUCUCAUCAGCAAGCAUGCGGCAAAGUUGAAGCCGCAUCCGUUGCCGUGGAAUAAGGGUGGUAUCCGGACGCAGUUGGUUGGGUUGCAGAAGGUUGCGCAGGGUGCUACGAGUAUCUUCUCUGGGAUUCGGAGUUCGAUAACGAAGAGUAUUGUCAAUAUGUCGCUUGGGUAUGGCGAUCUCUCCGCGCCGGCUAUCAACCAACCCCCGACACAACCGACGACUCAAGCCGAGCUACUCCCCAGCGAUGAACACAACGUGACAUCAGCGACCGGCGACACACUCUACUCCGGCUUCGUCCGUGGUUCCAAAACAGCGGAAGAAAAAGUCCGUUUAUCGGAUGGCGAGAAGAAGCUGUACGCACUCAAUGGAACAGGCCGCAUCGAUUUCGCAAUUCAGGAGGGUAUGUUUGAGCAGAGUUAUUCGUAUAUCAGUGUGAUUGCGAGCCAUUUGCAGUAUUGGCAGGAUGCGGAUGUUAUGCAUUUUAUUUUGAGUCAGUUGUUGUGGGAGGUGAAAGCGGCGGAGAAGUCGAAUUUGAGUGGAAAGGGCCCGGGGGUGAAGAACUCGAAGUGA
This is a messenger RNA of Saitoella complicata NRRL Y-17804, 2637 nucleotides long. Its product is annotated as DDHD-domain-containing protein. Gene Ontology annotation, molecular function: metal ion binding; glycerophospholipase activity. The transcript is spliced from 3 exons. Bases 1 to 2637 code for a protein of 878 amino acids. Gene Ontology annotation, cellular component: cytoplasm. The record is from RefSeq and is a predicted model, not a curated record. Lineage: Eukaryota; Fungi; Ascomycota; Saitoellomycetes; Saitoellales; Saitoellaceae.